CCAAGUCUGUAUAUGCAGGCGCUCUAUGUUUCUUCAACGACAUUCCACAAACAUAUUCAAACUUCCAAGUUUCAAACUUUCUCAUUUCAUCAACUUGUAAAUUCUUAAUCUUUAGGCACCCACGUACAAUCAAAUUCAUCAUUCUUUCAAUUUGUUUAGCUUCUCAAUCCUAGUGGAGACCCCAGAAAAAUCAUGUACUCGAACUCGAAAACUAAUUCAUGGCGCUCUGUUCUGUUGUGUUCAUCCAUUUUCUCACUCAUCAUCGUGAUCACAGCUGAAGUUGUAGCGGGAGAUUCUGUAGACACAGACAUGGAAGUUUUGCUGAGUCUUAAAGCUUUUCUUCAAGAACAUAACAAAGUAAACCAAGGCAGAUACUCAGAAUGGAAUCAAAACAUUAACCCCUGUACUUGGCCUAGAAUUAAAUGCAACAGCGAGAGCAGAGUUACCGGAAUCUAUCUAUCCGACAGCAAAAUAUCCGGUGAAGUUUUCGGAAACUUCUCGGCCCUGACACAUCUUUCGGAGCUGGACCUGUCCGAGAACACUCUCGGUGGAGCUAUCCCGGACGACUUGAGUCAAUGCCAGAGCCUCAAGAAAUUGAAUUUGUCACAUAACAUUCUAGAAGGUGAGCUGAGAUUGCAGGGGUUGAGUCAACUGGAGGUUCUUGAUUUGUCUGUGAAUAGGUUUUAUGGGGAUAUGAAGAUUAGCUUCCCUGAAAUUUGCAAGAGCUUGGUGGUGGCAAAUGUGUCUUCCAACAACUUUACCGGUAGGAUUGACCAGUACUUUGAAGAGUGCUAUAAUUUGCAGUACUUGGAUUUGAGCUCAAACAAUUUUAGUGGCGAUGUGUGGGUUGGAUUCGCAAGGCUUAGGGAGUUUUCGGCGUCUGAGAAUUAUCUCAGUGGGACUAUUUCGCCUUCUAUCUUCAAUGGCAGUUGUAGCUUGGUGAGUUUGGACCUGUCAGUGAACAAUUUUUCUGGUGAAGUUCCAAAGGAGAUUUCAAAUUGCCGGAAUUUGCUUACGUUGAAUCUCUGGGGGAACGAAUUUACAGGGCUAAUUCCAUCUGAGAUUGGAAGCAUUCGGAGUCUGGAGACUUUGUUUUUGGGAAAUAACAGUUUCUCUAGAGUGAUUCCGGAAGCCCUUUUGAAUUUGAGCAACUUGGUGUUCUUGGAUUUGAGCAGGAAUAAUUUUGGUGGAGAUAUACAGGAGAUUUUUGGGAGAUUUACACAGGUGAAGUUUCUUGUGCUGCACUCAAAUUCAUACAUAGGUGGUAUAUAUACAUCUGGAAUUCUCAAGCUACCUAAGGUUACUCGUUUAGAUCUGAGUCACAACAAUUUUACAGGUUCUUUACCACUUGAAAUUGCUGAAAUGCCAAGUUUGAAGUACUUAUUCCUUGCCUACAAUCAAUUCAGUGGAACUAUUCCACCAGAGUAUGGGAAUUUGUCACAGCUCCAAGCAUUAGACCUUUCUUUCAACAGCCUAACCGGGUCCAUCCCCGCCACCAUAGGAAAGUUGAGCUCUCUCUUGUGGUUGAUGCUUGCUGAUAAUUCUCUAACAGGUCCAAUUCCUAGGGAGUUAGGGAAUUGUACUAGCUUGUUGUGGCUGAACCUUUCCAACAACAAGCUCAAUGGAACAAUCCCAUAUGAGUUGAAGAACAUAGGGACAAAUGCUGGUUCAACAUUUGAAUCAAACAAUAAGAUCAAGGAUCAAAUCGUAGCUGGAUCCGGGGAGUGCUUAGCAAUGAAGAGAUGGAUUCCAGCAGACUACCCUCCAUUUAGUUUUGUGUACACAAUCCUCACCAGAAAGAGUUGUCGAAGCAUAUGGGAUCGGCUACUUAAAGGAAAUGGCCUUUUCCCCAUAUGUGUUGCUGGUUCUGCAGUAAGGACCUUCCAAAUCUCAGGUUAUGUACAACUAAGUGGCAACCAACUAUCAGGUCAGGUCCCUCCAGAGAUUGGUGAGAUGAAAAAAUUUAGUAUGAUGAAUUUGGGUUUCAAUCAAUUAACUGGAGAACUCCCUGCAGGGAUAGGACAAAUUCCACUAGUAGUGUUUAACCUCACUAGGAACAGUUUCUCAGGCGAAAUUCCAAUGGAAAUUGGGAACAUUAAGUGUAUGCAGAAUCUUGAUUUGUCCUACAAUAACUUUUCUGGUACAUUUCCUGUAAGCUUAAACAGCGUGAAUGAUCUAAGCAAGUUCAAUAUCUCAUACAAUCCACUCAUUUCUGGUGUUAUUCCUUCAAGUGGGCAGUUGGCAACAUUUGAAAAGGAGUCUUACCUUGGUAAUCCUCUACUUGUUCUACCGGAGUUUCUCACCAACUCCACAGAUCACUCAAGAAACAAAGCAACUAGUUUUUCAAGAAAGCCUGCAAAGAUUGCUGCUUAUUUGGUGUUUUUGCUAGUACUGACCUUCUUGAUAUGUGGAGUCUUUUCACUUAUUAUGUUCUUACAUAUGAAGAGCCCAGCAGACGAGCCACAAGGGUAUCUGCUGUCACACCGUAGAUACCGGCAUGAUUUUGCAUCAAGCUCAAACUCUUCAUCACCUUGGUUAUCAGAUACUGUCAAGGUCAUUCGACUGGACAAAACAGCUUUCACACAUACCGACAUUUUGAAGGCCACAGGAAACUUUUCAGAAGGGAGGAUCAUAGGGAGAGGAGGGUUUGGAACAGUGUACCAAGGAGUGUUGCCUGAUGGUAGAGAAGUAGCAGUGAAGAAGCUUCAAAGAGAAGGACUUGAAGGCGAAAGGGAAUUCCGAGCUGAGAUGGAAGUUCUUACUGGAAAUGGGUUUGGAUGGCCUCACCCAAAUCUUGUGCAACUUCAUGGUUGGUGUCAUGAUGGUUCAGAGAAAAUACUAGUCUAUGAGUUCAUGGAAGGUGGGAGUUUGGAGGAUAUUAUAUGUGACAAAGUAAGACUAAGAUGGCGCAGGCGUAUUGAUGUUGCAGUGGAUGUGGCUAGAGCCUUGGUGUUUCUACAUCACGAGUGCUUCCCUGCUAUCGUGCACCGUGAUGUGAAGGCUAGCAAUGUGCUGCUAGAUAAGGAUGGAAAGGCAAGAGUGACAGAUUUUGGGCUGGCUAGAAUUGUUGAUGCAGGGGAUAGUCAUGUAAGCACAAUGGUGGCUGGGACUGUUGGUUAUGUUGCACCAGAAUAUGGACAGACAUGGCAAGCCACAACAAAAGGAGACGUGUACAGUUAUGGAGUCCUAGCAAUGGAAUUGGCAACCGGAAGGAGAGCAGUGGAUGGAGGAGAGGAGUGCCUGGUGGAAUGGGCCAGAAGGGUGAUGGGAAACGGACGGCUAGGAUUCAAUCGUUCUGUGAUGCCGGUUAUGCUUAUGGGGUCUGGACUGGUUGAUGGGGCUGAAGAGAUGUGUGAGUUACUAAGGGUUGGCAUAAAGUGCACAGCUGAGGCACCGCAGUCUAGACCAAACAUGAAGGAAGUUCUAGCAGUGCUGAUAAAGAUAGCCAAUAUCCAAGGGGAUUUUAGUUAUGGUUCUCCUCCCUCAUUUUGAUAAUUUUUUAGCCUAGGCUAUGUCCAUAUCCAUUUAUAAUGCUAAAAUUUCUUUAUAGUUUAUAUUUAAUUGCAUAGAAUUCAUUAU
Molecule: messenger RNA, 3579 nt
Organism: Argentina anserina (silverweed cinquefoil)
Lineage: Eukaryota; Viridiplantae; Streptophyta; Magnoliopsida; Rosales; Rosaceae
Product: probable LRR receptor-like serine/threonine-protein kinase At1g74360
Exons: 2
Coding region: 193-3492 (1099 amino acids)
Biological process (GO): protein phosphorylation
Molecular function (GO): protein kinase activity; protein binding; ATP binding
Source: RefSeq, a predicted model, not a curated record